AUGGGAUGGUGCCCAUGCAUGCAGCUUCCCAAAACGACAUCGUUUCCACCAUGCAAGAAAACUAGAAACCCUUCUUUUUGCUUUAACGUCUUCAAAUCUGCUGGCACCACAGGCCUAAAAGGGCUGGCCACCUUCACCCUCAACCUCGCCCACGACAAGGCUUCUCAAAGUCGUGACCUCGCCCAGUCCCUGGCGUCCAAGGCAGCCGAUCCCAAGCUUAAGGAGCGCUAUGCCACUUGUGCUGAACUCUAUGACGAUGUCGUCGGCGACAUCGAGGAUGGGAAGAAAUACUUGUGGGAAGGUGACUACAAUGGCGUCAACAUUAAGGCGUCUGCAGUCAUGACGGAGGCUGGCGACUGUCUAGAUAACUUCACGCAGCUGCCGAAGGACCCAUGGGCGCUGUCUGGCAACGGAAAGACUGUGGAAGAUAUUUGUAGUAUCAUCUUGGUUAUAGGCAAUCUUCUUCUUGAGCGUGCCUAA
Messenger RNA from Cucurbita maxima (winter squash), 480 nucleotides. RefSeq names its product pectinesterase inhibitor-like. Lineage: Eukaryota; Viridiplantae; Streptophyta; Magnoliopsida; Cucurbitales; Cucurbitaceae. Bases 1 to 480 code for a protein of 159 amino acids. Gene Ontology annotation, molecular function: pectinesterase inhibitor activity. The record is from RefSeq and is a predicted model, not a curated record. Gene Ontology annotation, biological process: negative regulation of catalytic activity. The transcript has a single exon.